GGGUUCACCGGGGCUAACUGUUGGGGUGCUAGCCAGCCGGGGGCCCUGCCCAGGGGUGGCUUCUCCGAGCCCUCAGGAGGCGUGGGUCUCUGUACAGAAUACCGACACCUGAGGAAGCCGCUGGAGGAGCCCCCGAUCCCCGGCUGGGCGGGCUACCUGCCCAGAGCCAGGGUCACCGAGCUGGGCUGCGCCACCCGGUACUCGGUCAUGGCCAAGAACUGCUACCGGGACUUCCUGGACCUCCUGGAGCGGUCCGAGAGAGCGCACCUGAAGCCCUAUGCGGAGUAAGUCUGGCUCGGGCGGGCGGGACGCAGGCGACAAGGGACAGGGCCGACCCGGGCCAGGGCUUCCCGGCUGCCCCAUCCCAGCACCAGGACGAUGUGGUGUCUGGUUUGUUUCCCACGGGCCUCGUCUGUAACUGCCCGGCCUUCCUCG
Messenger RNA from Myotis brandtii (Brandt's bat), 435 nucleotides. RefSeq lists its product as uncharacterized. NCBI's taxonomy places the organism in Eukaryota, Metazoa, Chordata, Mammalia, Chiroptera, Vespertilionidae. The transcript has a single exon. The annotation marks the transcript as partial. The record is from RefSeq and is a predicted model, not a curated record.